UGACCUCUCACCGUGUCCCUUUCAGGGUGCCAUCACCGCAGCUGCAAAGCUGUUCCCGAUGCCGAGCUCCCAAAGGAUCUGCCCGCACUCCUGAUGUCUCGGGAGCAAGGUGCUGUUUAUUCCACACAGAGAGGUGCCAGCUGUGAGCAGGAGGAGAGUGAACUCUGCACCAUUCAUCAGGUGGUGAAUGAACCUCUGGAGAUCAGAUCAGCAACAAGAAAUACACUCAGAAGAUUCCUGGGUGAACGGUUCAGGUGCCAUCCCGUGGGCACGGCGGUGCUGAUUCUGCUGCUCCUGGUGCUGGUGCUGGCUUUGGGGGCGGCCUUGGCUGUGCAGUCAGCAGCACAGGUUCCAGUUACACCUGCAACCUCACAGUGUGUUCUGGGCUGUCCCUUUGAGUGGGUUGGGCACAAGGGGAUCUGCUACUACUUCUCACGGGAUUACAGCACGUGGGAGCAGGGUCAGGAACGGUGCUCCGAGCUCAAUGCCUCCCUGGCCAUUGCCCAGGAUGGGGAGGCCAUGGAUUUGCUCUUCCGCCUCCGCGGGAACGGCGGUUUCUGGCUUGGGCUGCGCAGACGGGGCGAGCGCCUGCACUGGGGGGACGGCAGCAGCUACAGCUCCCGGGUUCCUGUGUUUGGCAGUUCCCAGUGUGUGUACCUGUCUGACGAGAGAUUUAAGAGUGAGAACUGCUCCAGUGAGCGGCCGUAUGUCUGCAGCAAGGCCCAAGCUCCCCUGUAA
Molecule: messenger RNA, 738 nt
Organism: Melospiza melodia melodia
Lineage: Eukaryota; Metazoa; Chordata; Aves; Passeriformes; Passerellidae
Product: C-type lectin domain family 2 member B-like
Exons: 5
Coding region: 94-738 (214 amino acids)
Source: RefSeq, a predicted model, not a curated record